UGGCUUGCAGCCUUGUAUGCCUAUAUAAAGGAAGAACGAAGUAAGGCGGCUCUCAAUUCAAUAUCCAAUUUUGGUAAGAAGUACUAGAGCAAAUUUGGAAGAGCUGAGGUGGCGUGGCCGGAGAUGGGGCUAAAAGGUAAGUUGAUAGCCGCAAUUGAAUUCAAAGCCGGUGGAGAUUUGUUUCAUGAACUCUUCAGGUACAAACCACACGACGUGUCCACAGCCAGCCCAGACAAGGUCCAAGGUUGUGAUUUGGUUGAGGGUCAUGAGUUCGGCCACGUUGGCACCAUCAUUUGUUGGAAAUACACCCAUGAAGGGAAAGAGAAGAAAGCAAAACAACUUAUUCAAAAAAUUGAUGAAGAGAAGAAGUUGGUUGAGUAUCAGAUGUUAGAAGGAGACUUGAUGGAACAAUACAAAGCUUUCCUAAUAACAAUCCACAUAGAGACAAAGGAUGGUAUUGAUUUGGUGACAUGGACCUUAGACUAUGAAAUGCCCAAUGAAGAUGUGGAACAUCCCAUUUCAAUGCUCUCCUACUUCAUCAACCUCACCAAGGACAUCGAGACUCAUCAUACCCCCAAACCUACUUCAAUUUGAUCGGUCCAUGUUUCAAUCUUAUAGUAACGUAUGAUUUUAAUGAAUAAAAAAACUGUCUGUUUGUAAUCUCGAUGGGAUUCACAAACAGACUGUUUCACAUCACUUUGUUAAAAUCCAGCAUCACAAAAAAAAAACAUGUUAUAAAAACGUGUUUUUUAGUGCGGAUUUUGUAAUAAAAUCGUUCUUGUGUUUGUAUUGAGCCUUUAUUUUACGAAGGACGUUUGCACGUUUGUGUGUAAGUGUGUUAGUGUCUUGAAUAUUAAGCUUUGAAUGUACGCAUAUCAUUUUCGAUGUUUUUACUUGGUGUGUUUUAAUCCCAGAUCAGACUUCCAGAGUUA
Messenger RNA from Cuscuta europaea, 932 nucleotides. The record is from the annotation of a GenBank genome assembly. NCBI's taxonomy places the organism in Eukaryota, Viridiplantae, Streptophyta, Magnoliopsida, Solanales, Convolvulaceae.